AUGCCCAUCACUUACGGGCCUCAGCCGUUGCAGAAACUAAAUACAGAGACCAGGCAUGGAUUUGGAGACCAGUACUUGUCAGAGCAGUUUCUGGAGUCUCUUGAGAAUGACUUCAUGUUUUACUUUGACGAUAAACGUCACAAAACCAAUGGAAAUCCUACGUCCCGCGAAGAGAAGAAGCGGGAUCCGGAUCGGUACUAUCAACCCAUCAAGGACUGGAAAAUCCUCAAAGAACGACAAAAAACUGUUUCUGCAGCGCUCCUACUCUGCUUAAAUCUCGGUGUCGAUCCGCCGGAUGUAGCAAAGACCCACCCGUGUGCACGUCUUGAGUCGUGGGUUGAUCCGCUCAACUUUCAGGACUCGAAAAAAGCCAUAGAGCAGAUCGGCAAAAACUUGCAAUCGCAGUAUGAGACUUUGUCACUUAGGACUCGCUACAAACAAUCUCUCGACCCAUGUGUCGAAGAUGUGAAACGAUUUUGCAAUUCCCUCAGACGCGCCUCAAAAGAUGAACGCAUCCUAUUUCACUACAACGGCCAUGGCGUACCACAACCCACAACGUCGGGCGAGAUGUGGGUAUUCAAUCGAGGCUACACUCAGUAUAUCCCCGUGUCACUUUACGAUCUUCAAACAUGGUUGGGGGCACCAUGUAUCUACGUCUAUGACUGCAACAGCGCUGGAAAUAUUGUCACCAAUUUCCAGAACUUUGUGCAGAAAAGAAUAAAAGACGAUCAAGAUGGCAAUCAUGAUGCUGCUGCUCCUUCACCAACUCAAGCUUAUACCGAGUGCAUUCAAUUGGCAUCUUGUAGGGCAAAUGAGCUAUUACCAAUGAAACCAGAACUGCCGGCAGAUUUAUUCACUUGCUGUCUUACAUGUCCCAUAGAAAUUAGCGUGGAUAUCUUUCUAAUGCAAUCGCCCUUAAGAGAAACCAAGUAUGCGAUUUUAUUCCAAAACAAUGAUGAACGAGCUCAACCGAAUGGAGACAAGUCGUCGUCUGCAAAACCAAAUGUAACAAUACCGGGUAAGUUAUCCGAUAGAAGAACACCCCUUGGUGAACUGAAUUGGAUAUUUACUGCCAUAACUGACACGAUUGCUUGGACCUCGCUCCCUCGGCCCUUGUUCAAGAAGCUAUUUAGACACGACCUUAUGGUCGCAGCGUUAUUCAGGAACUUCCUACUCGCAAAAAGAAUUAUGCCUUGGUUCAAUUGUCACCCAAUGUCUGAUCCAGAGCUUCCCGACUCAAUCGCCGAUCAUGCAAUGUGGAAAUCUUGGGAUUUAGCGAUUGAUGAAGUUCUCAGCAAACUUGUUAGUGAUCUCCAAGCUGCCUCGUCCAAUACCUCCGAGUCUGAAACUCAAGUCAUACUGCAAGAACAACAACUGAACGGAGGUGACGAACCUCUUUUGUCGAAGGCCCCCGCAGGGACAUUGAGUACAAUGUCUCUCGCCAAUCAUCAAUUGGCUAGCGCCCACCAAAUUCCCCAACAUCUUGCUCAACAACAACAAUUGCAAAAUCUCCAGAUGCAGCAGCAACAACAACAGCAAUUCACGGGAUUCUUCGAGCAGAAUUUGACUGCAUUUGAAUUAUGGGUUAAGUAUGGAUCUAAUACACGCCAUCCGCCCGAACAACUUCCUAUAGUCUUACAAGUUCUAUUGUCACAGGUUCAUCGUGUUAGAGCCUUGGUUUUACUGUCCCGAUUUCUUGAUCUGGGACCUUGGGCUGUGUAUUUAUCGCUUUCGAUUGGUAUUUUCCCUUAUGUUCUAAAGCUUUUGCAAAGUCCGGCGCCGGAAUUGAGACCUAUUCUCGUGUUUAUUUGGUCUCGCAUAAUGUCAAUUGACUACAAGAAUACCCAAGCCGAGCUCAUAAAGGAAAAAGGUUACCUGUAUUUUGUCAAGAUGUUGGUUCCAGAGUUAGGUACUACUGUUGCUAGUCCAGGGGCGCAUAUUCAGAGGACUGGUAGUGGAGGUGGCCUAACUAUGAACGCAAAUGCCAGCUUGGGGACGCAGCGCUAUCAACUGUAUCAAAACCAACAGAACUCAAGCACAAGUGGCGCCGUGAUUUCGGUCAAUAAUACAACUGAUGAGCAAAAGGCAAUGGCUAUAUUUGUUUUAUCUUCGUUCUUACGUGACUUUCCGCUCGGUCAGAAGUGUGCCUUCUCAUUAGAAUUGCUGAGUAAGUUGUGUUAUUAUGUUGAAGCUUCUGAUGUUCCUCUCUUGAGGCAAUGGUGUAUUGUUCUUUUGGGACAACUCUACUACAAAAAUCCACUAAACAAGUACAUUUGCAUGACUUGUGGUUUCUUGGAUAAAAUCUACACAUCUUUAAAGGAUCCUAUUCCAGAGGUCCGUUGUGCAGCUCUUUUAGCAAUAAACAUGUUCCUCUCUGAAAAGGGGGAACCAGAGCUGGCUUUGCAACUACAACAGGAAAUGCAGCAGCAAUGUCAACAACUGCAAGCUCAGCUGCAGUCAUUUCAAUCCUCGGGGCAGAUGCAACGACAACAAGCACAGGCUGAACGUCAACUUCAACAGCUUCAGACUCUAUUGUCUCAGUUGAGAAAUAUGGAUUCGAGAAAACUAAAGCAAGAAGAAAUAAAAAUGACAAUCGGAGCUUUGGGAUUGGUGAAUGACGGUUCUCCUCUUGUGAGGAAAGAGCUUAUCAUAUGUCUUUCUCAAUUGGUACAUCGUUAUAUUAACUUUUUCUUUGUUGUUGCGUUUAAUGAGAUAUGUGAUGAAAUUUCGCAACUAGAAUCCACCUGGGAAGACUGUGGCCUUGAUAGUAAGCAAUCAGUGGCACAUGGCUCUAUUUUCAACACCGUUUGGAAAUCACUUCUCAUUUUAACUGAAGACCCAUACCUUGAAAAUAAGUCGUUAGCUCAGCAAGUUGUGGACUAUAUCUUCAUCAAGCUAAGCGAUCACCAGGAACUCAAUGAAGUGGUCGUACUGAUGGAAUUGUAUUUGAUGAAACAUACAGGAGGGAAUGGAAAUGGCUCAAACUCGGGGCAAGCAUUAGUAUCAACCCUGCCGACUGCGAAGCGGCCUACUAGCCUAUCAGUAAACGGCAAAGAAAGUAGCCGAGAUGUUGCGGACCAAACAACGCACAGUUUUUCGAGAAGAAUAGUCUCGCUAAGCGGGCUUUUAAAGUCGCUCGGAUGGCAAAACGACAAUAAUGAGUCUUUAGGGGAGACUCCUGGUAGGCGCGCUUUCGAAAGGCUUCAAGGCACAAAUCUUUUGAGUGUACCGCACGGAACUGCGCCAACGGCGGUAACUCCGAAGUUCAAAAAGCAUACAGGUCCUAUCGAGGUACCAUUAGUCAGUAAAUUUUUGAAUUACUCCAGUGAGUAUUUCCAAGAGCCUCAAAUGAAAAGACAAGAAGCAGACGAGCCAGGAAGUGUCGAAUAUACUUCAAGGCUCUGGCGGAGGAACAGGAACGAGUCUAUCAUACAAAGAACUCAAGCGCAGAAGAAACUCUCGCUUUACGGCGACUGGUCGAACAAUAUAGCCACCUUAGAAAACAAGACUCAACCGAAAAUUCUAAAGUUCAGUCAAUUUGAAAAUUACGUUGUAUCCUCAGAUGACAGGGACAACAUAUCAGUUAUUGAUUGGGUAGAAAACUCAAAGCUUGCAACAUUUUCUAAUGGAAAUCCGUUCGGAACCAAAAUUACCGACAUCAAGUUUUUGAAUGAAGACGAUAUACCACUGUUGCUGUCUGGAUCAUCUGAUGGUAUCGUGAAAAUUUAUAACAAAUUCCACGACCUAGAUGAGCUUGAACUUGUCUCCUCGUGGAGAGGACUCACGGACCUUUUAUUAACUCCAAGAUCUACCGGGCUGCUGACUGAAUGGCAGCAAAGUAGGGGCUCGCUCUUAGUCACCGGCGAUGCCAAGAUUAUACGAAUUUGGGACGCUUUGACGGAAACUGUCGAAGUGGACAUUCCAGCCAAAUCCUCAUCAUUGAUCACCUCCGUUACGUCGGAUCAGGUUUCUGGAAAUAUGUUUGUGGCUGGCUUUUCUGAUGGAUCUUUGAGGGCUUACGAUCGUCGCGUUGACCCUAGAGAUUCUAUGGUAAGAUCUUGGAGGGCAAACAAUGGCAAAUCUAAUUCAGGAAUAAAUAAUGUUCACUUGCAAAGGGGCGGGUACCGAGAAUUGGUUAGUGGAACGGACAACGGUCAGAUUGAAUUGUGGGAUCUCAGGAGCUCUAACUCUAUUGGCACAUUCAACGAUGAAAGCGACAAGAGCGGAUCAGCAAUGACCCGAAUGACCACCAUGACAUCGAUGCAGGUACACGAGCAUGCCCCGAUCAUUGCAACUGGUACCAAACAAUUAAAGAUUUGGACUACGUCAGGUGACCUUUUAUCGAGCUUUAAGAAUACCCCACAGACACAUGCAGGCGGUGUGGCGGGUACACUUGCAACUGGUAUGAGCGGCUCGAGAAUAUCGAAUUCUUUCAUCUCCACAAUGGCCUUUCAUCCACAUGAAAUGAUAUUGGCAGCGGCGAACUCGCACAACUCAAGCAUCAAUAUUUAUGAAUGCCAUGACGCAAGAUCUGACUACUUGUAUUAUUGA
This is a messenger RNA of Lachancea nothofagi CBS 11611, 4551 nucleotides long. The record is from the annotation of a GenBank genome assembly. Lineage: Eukaryota; Fungi; Ascomycota; Saccharomycetes; Saccharomycetales; Saccharomycetaceae.